Molecule: messenger RNA, 974 nt
Organism: Perca fluviatilis (European perch)
Lineage: Eukaryota; Metazoa; Chordata; Actinopteri; Perciformes; Percidae
Product: claudin-19-like
Exons: 4
Coding region: 149-757 (202 amino acids)
Biological process (GO): cell adhesion; bicellular tight junction assembly
Cellular component (GO): bicellular tight junction; plasma membrane
Molecular function (GO): structural molecule activity
Source: RefSeq, a predicted model, not a curated record
GGCAUGUAGCAUACUGUCUAACGGUCUGUGAGAGCAGUUGACUACUGGCUUCAGCGACUUCUGCUCACUCUCUGCUAAGUUUCCAAACAAGUUAUCAGAGUUUUUUUAAUUCAUUGCUCUCUUGCCGCUCUGCUGUUGUCUGGAUAACAUGGCCAGCUCGGGACUUCAGCUCCUCGGUUACUUCCUCGCACUUAUCGGUCUCGCGGCCACUGUUGCCGCUACUUUGAUGGUUGAAUGGAAGAAGCAGUACCAGGGCAAAACUUACCGCAUCUAUGAGGGCUUGUGGAUGAGCUGCAGUGGCAAUGAGAGAACAACCUGUGAAUUUCACCAGUACCUCCUGAAGCUGCCACCUGAGGUCCAGGCUACCAGGGCCGUGAUGCUGGUCAGCGUCUUCCUCUCCUCUGUGGCGCUGAUGGUCUCAACCGUGGGAAUGAAAUGCACCCGCUUCAUGGACGGCAAAGCUGAGUUCAAAUCCGCAGUAGCUAUGAUUGGAGGAAUCAUGUUCCUGAUUGCAGGUUUAUUGACCAUUACCAUGACUUCCUGGUAUGUCAAAAUGAUUGUCCAGAAAUCCUAUGAAUACCAUAGCCUGACCAGUGCUGAGUUUGGUAAUGCCGUCUUUGUCAGCUGGGCUGGCGGCUUCUUCACUAUGGCUGGAGGGGCUUUCCUAAGCUGUCGGAGAUGCUCAGGGUCCCAGACUGGGUCCAUCAGCUCCAACCACCUCCUCCCCACCACCCACCCUAAGUCAAACUACGUCUAGUGGAGGAGGGCAGGGGAGAGGCCCUGAUACAGUCAUUUCAGCGGUGAAUUUACAAACUGGAGCAGGUUGUGUUUUUACGAUGUGGAAAAUGCCAAUGCAGGAUUAUAAAUACUACCUAUCGAACAUGAACACAGUUACCAGGAUCAGAAUUACACACACGAUCAGUCUGUUUGUACUGACUUUAAAUCCCAGUUUAUAGCUUGAGCUUUUCUAUUUU